AUGGAGUGGAAUUAUAAUUCGCUUCGUGAUGCGUUCAAUGAGAGGGACACUCGCUGUAUUCUAGCCAUUCCCUUAAGUUCAUCGAGAUUGCCUCGAGAUGAACUUGCUUGGGCUUUCUCCAAAAAUGGCUUAUACUCUGGUAAAAUGGAUGCAAUUGAUGGUGAAUUGAUUGAUUCUAUUGCCUUUAUGCAAAAUGACUUUUGCAGCAGUCCUAAUACAUCCCCAUUGGUUCUGAUUGUUGAAAAUAAAUGCAUUACUCCCUUGAGUGGAACUUCACUGGUUCCAGAUUCUGUAGAAACUUGCACUGCUCUCAUGUCACCACCCAUUGGUAUUGUUCAUACAAUUGACACCAUACAUUCAAGUAAUAGGGGUGUCUUUGUGUUAAAGCCUCCGAAGGUAGGUAUGAUUUUCAAAAACUGGGAAGAUAUUGAAAUGUAUUAUAAAGAGUAUGCUGAACAAGUAGGUUUUGGGGUGACUAGGUGUCAGUGGUCUUCGUCCAAGAAAGACAAGAAUGUAAAGCUUUGUUUUACUUGGAGGUGUGAGUGUUGGGGUCCACCUAACCUCAGGGCCAGAAGGGAAGCAAACAAACAAGCGAAGGCCAUGGGUGAGGGUGAAACUGGAGGUGUUGUGAAUGGUGUAAUUGGUGAGGAUGAGCUUGCCCGUGGGAAAAGGAAGUCCAAGAAAUGCUUUUACCUUGCAAUGUUAUAUUCUGGUGUUACUGCAGAAGCCAAAGAAUACCGUAUGAAGAAGUACACCGCUACAGUGAAGAGGAGGUUAGUAAAUUAUUUUGGAGAAGGGGUUCCUAUUAAAAAGAUCCAUGGUUGCUUAGAUGUGGAUAAAGGCGGUGUUGAAAACAUGCCAAGUGUUAAGGACCUCAAACAUGAGGUGUACAAGGAGAGGAGGCUUAAAAUGCAAGGUGGAGAUGAUGCCGCCAUGAUGAGGUAUUUUGAAUACAUGCAACGGGACAACAAAAAUUUUUAUCAUGCUAUUCGGUUAGAUGAAGAAGGUCAAUUGAAAGACGUUAUGUGGGUUGAUGCUCAUAGCCAUGUUGCUUAUGAGGAAUUUGGUGAUGUGUGGUUGUUGGCCAUGAACAACAAACCUCCCCGGGCAAUACUCACUGAUCAAGCACCUGCAACGCGUAGAGCAUUGUCUGAAGUUAUGCCCGAUUCUAGGCACAGAUGGUGCAUUUGGCAUAUUAUGAAGAAACUGUCAGAGAAACUUGGUAAGCUUGAGUUAUACAACGACUUCAAAAAUCCCUUGAAGGUCGUCAUAUACAAGAGCUUUAUGGCGGAAGAGUUUGAAAGUAGUUGGUGUUUUUUAAUGAAGGAGUAUGACCUUGAAGGAAAUGAUUGGUUGGAGGGGUUGUAUGAUGAGAGACACAUGUGGGUGCCAGCCUUCAUGAAAGAGUAUUUUUUAGCAUUAACAGUUUUUGUGAUGGAUUUGUUACAAGGAAAACCAAAUUAUUUAAAUUUCCACAACAGUAUUGCAAAGCUUUGGAGAAGCGUGUUGAAGAUUAAACAAUUGCAGAUGACAAGGGGAUGA
Messenger RNA from Chenopodium quinoa (quinoa), 1542 nucleotides. Its product is annotated as protein FAR1-RELATED SEQUENCE 6-like. Gene Ontology annotation, biological process: regulation of DNA-templated transcription. NCBI's taxonomy places the organism in Eukaryota, Viridiplantae, Streptophyta, Magnoliopsida, Caryophyllales, Amaranthaceae. The record is from RefSeq and is a predicted model, not a curated record. The transcript has 5 exons. Bases 1 to 1542 code for a protein of 513 amino acids.